GUCGUAACCACAGGAUUCCUCUGACUUUGGCAGCUGCAGAUGAUUUUUGUUUUUGUGGGUAUUGAUUCUUGGUCAUAAGCUAUGUAUCGUAUUGUCUGUUCGAUAGAAAACCAUUUAUGCAUAUGUUGACUUAGGUCUGACCUCCUGACUUUCGUAUCGUUUUCGUGACUGAUUUAGUGCAACCUCACCGAUUUAUUAUUCUGUUGCUUCAUCAAUUUUUAACCCGUGGUUUGAUUGAGAAACACAAAAGCAGACAUUCCUAGUUAAUCUGUGUAUUACUCGCGUAGUUGGUCUUGGGAAUAAUAAUUUUCCACGAGGUCGCCCACUUCCUUGUUGCUGUCUUAGUCAGCCGGAAGAUUUCAAUCAUGACUAGUCCUUCUGCCGCUUACGAUUCCGAAGUAGGUGCGCAGCCUCUUGAACAGACUCAGACAUCAGGCUCAGAAGGCUCUUACCAGCAGAAGUCUCGUUCGGGUAUUUGCAUUUUUGCGGGGUUCGAGAUUGACGAGACAUGGCACCCGGUGCCGCCCGAAGCGGUCCGUCCUGACUAUGCGGUUGUCGAUUUACGGGGAUUUAUUGCAAACAGGAACUUGGGCUUCUCGUCUGUCUGCCGGGCUCUGGGACGACUAUCGGAGUCUUAGCAGGUGUCGAGAUGAUGCUGAAGAUAGUAAUGGAGGACUGUUUUGUGAGGCAGUUGGCGACGAUUCCUCCUGCGUGUUGGAGGACGAGCAAGUGUGGGAGAUCGUACCAGAUCGAGAUGACGAAACUACGCUAACAUAAUGGCUAGAGAGGGUUGUAAACAUGCGUCGUAGUGUCGUAGAGAAGAAAGGGAACACCAUUCUCGAGAGCUCGAUACUCCUGAACGAUGACCAACACGAAUUCUCUCAAAAUGACGCCGUAAUUUCUACUUCGACAGAAAUUGAGCGUCGCGUUUACAUCCGCUAUAUGAAGCAACCGCUUCCCGCCGAGAGCGACCGAUGGAGCAUGUGGUAGAUUAUCGACGACCUAAAGCAUUCGCACAAGGCUUUCUGCAGCGCGCGUGACGUAGCUCCAAGUGCAGGCAAUCAGGAGGGGUUUUGCGGAUGGUUUCAUCAAUGCGGCAAUCCAUGUUAUCGUAAUCAAUUCAUCGAUCCGGAAGUCAAUUGCUUCAAUAGCGAAUGCCAAAAAGAUGCCUGGAAGUACUGGGGCUACGGCCUUUGUGACUGUAGAAGUAGAAGCGGGCGUGGCGGUUGCGUGGCAUUCAAUCUAGUGAGGAAGGCCCCAGUCCCUGUUGCUUGCGACGCAAUUCGCUCUCUCGAUAAUGUCGUUCUCAAUCAAGGGACAGGUCUCCGGUUGUUGGAGUGGAGAGCAGUUCAGGACAAUUGGACUGCAUAUGCCUCUGAUCGGAACUUCUCGCCGUCAGAGGAAGAUGAACAGAAUAGAAGCGACUUUCAAAAAAUGAUGAAUAUACUGCAGAGGACGUAUCAUACGUAUCGAGAAAGAGACUAUAUGCAUGCAGGCGAGAAAAGGAAGAUUAGGAGUUGCUUCCUUUUCUUUUCGCAACUCGAAAAAUUGCAGAAAAUUUGCAGCGCAUCUAAGCAAGAGCUAACGACUCUGGCCCCGGGCUUGCGUGAAGCAGUCCCUAUCGCCAUGUUCCCGUAUUUCGACGAUGGUGAGGAUAGCUCAGAGAGCUUCGCGCAAGGGCGCGCAAAUAAGUACGAGUUUUUUUAUUGUGGAUCGCGUUCUUUCGCGAACAAGUCGUGCGGCAUGGUUUGA
Messenger RNA from Amoebophrya sp. A25, 1752 nucleotides. The record is from the annotation of a GenBank genome assembly. NCBI's taxonomy places the organism in Eukaryota, Dinophyceae, Syndiniales, Amoebophryaceae.